This is a messenger RNA of Gigantopelta aegis, 2418 nucleotides long. Its product is annotated as peptidyl-prolyl cis-trans isomerase-like 1. The transcript is spliced from 4 exons. Lineage: Eukaryota; Metazoa; Mollusca; Gastropoda; Neomphalida; Peltospiridae. The record is from RefSeq and is a predicted model, not a curated record. The coding region runs from base 135 to 581 and encodes 148 amino acids. Gene Ontology annotation, biological process: protein peptidyl-prolyl isomerization; protein folding. Gene Ontology annotation, cellular component: catalytic step 2 spliceosome. Gene Ontology annotation, molecular function: peptidyl-prolyl cis-trans isomerase activity.
UACUUCCUCCUGGAAAUACUUUAAAUUAAAUUAAAAAUAUCUUAACUAACAAAACAAAUAUGUGUGUAGUUAAUUGUUUAUCAAAGUAACACAUAAUACAGUUCAAUAGAAGGAACGGAAUGUAAUUGUUUAGGAUGGGUACUGUCAUAGUGGAGCUGUACUGGAAACAUGCAGCAAACACUUGCAGAAACUUUGCAGAGCUUGCUAGACGUGGUUUCUACAAUGGCGUCAAGUUCCACAGAAUCAUUCCCGACUUCAUGAUUCAAGGAGGAGAUCCGACAGGCACUGGGAGAGGAGGAGCUUCUAUCUAUGGACGGUACUUUGAUGAUGAAUUUUCUGAUGAAUUAAAACACACUGGCGCUGGUAUUCUGUCCAUGGCGAACAGUGGACCCAAUACGAACGGAAGUCAGUUCUUCAUCACGUUGGGCCCAACCCAGUGGCUUGAUGGAAAACAUGUGAUCUUCGGUCGUAUUCAGAAUGGGAUGCAGGUGAUCAAGAGGAUGGGCAGUGUGGAGACUGACAACAAUGACCGCCCAGUGGACGACAUUAAGAUUGUCAGGUCAUCGAUUACACCGUCAUGACAACCAGAGACACUGGUGAAUCGGUUUGAGUUACGAGUGGUCUCACAUCCCACUUUGACAGUCAGGAAGAUUUGGUGAAUGAGUGGUGAUGUUGGGGAUGGAAGGAAGCACAUACGUAGUAUGUAGUUUUGACAGGCAGGUGCAGAUCCAAGGGGUGGGUGCUGGGGGUGCACAUCUCACUUCCUAGACUUUGUUUAUUGGAUGAAUAUAAUGACUGGUAUUUUUUUUUUUUUUUUAAUUUGUGGAAGAUAUGAUAUGUUGUCUUCAAUUGAAUGGCAGCAUGUUUUUGGGAAGGAUUGCCUGUAUAAAAUGAACAUUAAUAUUAUAAUUUGAAGUACUUUUGAAUCUGCACCCAUCGUUAGAAAAGCAUGUAUCUGCCUCUGGCUAAUAUGGGGAUGAUGAACAUUAGUUCAGCUGAGUAGCAGUGGGAGACUUUGCACUCCUACAAAAUAUACUGUUUGUAAGGGGAAAUAACUCUGUUCGAUUAUUUUUACAUGACGUGAUCUGGGCAAAUAUUUCCGAAGCUAUCUUAGUGCUGUGGAAUCGUGAAACUAUCAUAAGCUAUUAUGACGUGUGCUGUAGUGACGUCAUAACCUACAAUGGUUUUAGAUUCUUAACGCAAAGAUAGCUUCGAAAAUCCCUAGCCUGGAUACCAAAUUAAUAUGCCUGAGUACUCAAACAAACUUUAAGGUUUAAUCUUAUUUUAUUUCAUGCAUGUUAAUAUUAUGAAUUUUCUGAAUUAACACAUUCUAUGUUUUGUGGUAGUUUUUUAGUCAAAAUUUUGAGCUUCAACCUCAAUACAAAAGAAAAUGAAUUAUGAGUUAAUUCCCUUCAGUUGUAAACAUUGUUUGCUCGCAUUCACCUAACCAUAAUCCGGUCAGUAUUUGUAGUCUAAGAUUGCUACUGAAAUGUAUGUUUGGACUGGGAUUUUGUGCACACAUCAACUCAAGUGGGCAGUUCCUACUCCAAAUCAUAUGAUCAGAUAUGUAUAAUUGUUAUAUACAGGUAGAAGACCACAGUUAUUGUGAAUCUUCAGCUGAGAUUUGUGCAUACCAGCCCCUGACAUCCUAAAUGCCCACCUAUGCUUUAAAAAUAAAUAUAUUGGUAUUUUUAGUAUCAGGAAAAUUACUAAUGUGGUCAUAAUUAUAAAGAUGGCUCAUUUUAAAUAUUUUGAGUUAAUUUGUUUGAUUAAAUUCCAAAAUGUGUCCCAAACUGCAUUUUUGACAAAUCACACCCAAGUGGUAUUUGGCAGAUAUGGGGCAUAUAUUUAUAGAAACUUUGCUGAUCAAACCUUACAAAAACUCUCAUCAGGUGUAGCUAAUAAAUGUUUCACAAAAUCAGCUUAUUUAAAAAUUACUAAAAUUGUUCACAUCCCAUUUUUGUCAUAAGGAAAACUCAGUGCAUGAAUACCAAGCCUCAUUACAGCUAAACCAUUUGCACUCCUGGUGAAAAACCAAAUGUAAUUUAAAACAAUAACUCUUUGGCUAUCAAUAAACUUAACAAUUUAAUUCAUAAACCCUAAUAAUUACCCUUCAAAUAUGGAUCUAUCUUAAAAACAACACAUGAACUAUUUUCAAGGUACACAAGGGAGCUAACUGCAUACUGCUACUAGAAUUACUUUAAGCCACAAAAGAUGAAAGGAAAUGUAUGACUUGAGGCAGUGAUUCUAGAAUACCGAGGUGUUACCACAGUUGUUGAGGUGUGAGAAAAUGACAGUUGUGGAAGUGUGUAACAAUAAGCAAGAACUUGGAUCAGAUGGUUAAAACUUGUGAAUUGUGUCUUAACUGUUUUAUACAAAUGUUUUUAAUGAUCUUUGAGCAAAUAAAUAAGAAUACUA